AUGCAAAGCAGCAAAGCCAUUGUCAGUUCUAGGUUCCAUAUUCCCAUUCCGUGUACCAAUUUGGCAGAAUAUAUUUUCGACUCGGAACCAAAAAAUGAUUACUGGAGCCCCGAAGAUCCCCUCUUGUUGUCGGCGGAUGACCCAAGCUUCCCCGGCUAUACGUUCGACCAGAUGAAGACCUUAACAAAGGCUCUAGCAUGUGGGAUGCAGGAGAGCGAAGGCAAACAGGUUGUCCUAUAUGGCUACUGGAACUACAACUUCUAUAUCGCGCUACUGGGCUGCUUGGGAGCUGGAGCAGUCUGUUACAACUCUCCGCCUAUCCACAUGGGCGGGUCGGUAUCUAGACUUGAAUCUCUGAAGCCGGAGUAUCUGUUUGUUGGCCCAGAAAGUUUGGAGGAUAUCCCCGAUAUUCUGUCACAGAUGGCUCAUACCCCACGAUAUGAGCAUUGGAGCUCUCGGCUCGACUUCAACGAUGAGUUUUCGUGGCCAAAACUAUGUGACCAGCGUCUAAAGGCAGCACCAGCAUUGGUCUUGACUACGUCAGGGACUACUGGCAAUCCUAAAUUAGCAGAACGAUCACAUUAUGGCCUCAUUGGAAACGCGGAGCAGUUGCUCUAUCGCUAUAACCUGAAAAAAAGAGAGAAAGAGAUUUGGCUCUGCAACUUCUUUCAGUAUGGUAUCGGGUUCCUUUUGUACGGAAUUCUCGCCCCUCUCAAGGCCAGGUAUGGGACAAUUUUCAUGAGAGGGUUUUCCGUGGAAAGGUAUGCCAAGGCAGUUGAACAGUUGAGGCCCACAUCCUUGCAUUCACCGAAGCACAUCCUGCAAGAGUUACUUGCUCACACGAACGGCGCCGACUUCUCCAGUGUGAGAAGUAUGCGAACUGGGGGUGCUUAUAUUCCAUACGCCAUGUGUGAUGCUUGGGAAAAGCUACAUGGGUCUCCCUGUGAGGUUGUCUGUGGCAUGACCGAGGGCGGAAUUCAUUUUGCAUCUGAUCCAACUGUGCUGGAAACUGAUGAAACAAUUGGAGAACUUCUGCCCAACCUUGAAGCAAAAGUGGUUGACAACCAAGGUAGGGUUUUAGCAAAAAAUGAGACUGGGGAAAUCUAUAUCAAAAACCCCUUUUUCAUGAGGAGAUACCGGAACAACCCAGAAGAAACGAAGGAAGUUUUCAGCGAUGAUGGAUGGAUCAAAACAGGCGACUUAGGGAAGGUGAAUGAAAAGAACAGAUGGUAUAUUUGCGGGCGAAAGAAGGACCUUUUCAAAGUGAACGGCGGACACAUCUCAGCAAUAUUAAUUGAACAGGCUAUCUCAGUCCAUCCGGAAAUCCUGGAAGUUGUGGUUGUCCCCGUCGCGCUUCCGAAUGAAGGCGAAUUCCUGCCACGUGCCUACAUUGUCGCGGAGCGUAAUUCCUCGCUUACACCAGAUCUUUUCUUGGAGUGGAUGGAAAGGGAAAUACCCUCUGAAAUGUAUACACGAGCUGGCGUGGAGUUCGUGGACGCUCUCCCCAUCUCUGUGGUAAGUAUUCCCUAUCAGUGCCAGAUGAUUUAUUAA
This is a messenger RNA of Aspergillus bombycis, 1551 nucleotides long. RefSeq lists its product as uncharacterized. Gene Ontology annotation, biological process: secondary metabolic process. The transcript has 6 exons. The record is from RefSeq and is a predicted model, not a curated record. Gene Ontology annotation, molecular function: CoA-ligase activity. NCBI's taxonomy places the organism in Eukaryota, Fungi, Ascomycota, Eurotiomycetes, Eurotiales, Aspergillaceae. Bases 1 to 1551 code for a protein of 516 amino acids.